AUGGCACUCCCCAUAUCCAAGCCGAAGCUGCCCGUCGUCGUCGAAAAGCCCACGCCCUACACCUUCGACCUGGGCCACCUCCUCGCCGAAGACCCCAACCCCGUCUCCCUCGACCACUCUUCCCUCGACCAGUCCCUCGCCGCCCUCGCCCGCGACGGCGCCCAGUCGCUCAUCAACCAGCUGCUCACCACCUGUCCCCUCAAGUCCACCAGCGACGGCGUGCUCCUGACCCUGCCCCAGCCCGCCACCCGCCUCCCCCGCGAGAAGCCCGUGCCCCAGCCGAAGCCCCCGACCAAGUGGGAGCGCUUCGCCGCCAAGAAGGGCAUCAAGGCCAAGACCAGGGAGUCUCGCAAGAACCUGGCCUACGACGAGGAGUCGGGCGAGUGGAAGCGCAAGUGGGGGUACAAGGGCCUGAACAAGAAGGGCGAGGACGACUGGCUCGUCGAGGUCGACGCCAAGAAGGAGGCUCAGCGCAAGGAGGGCACCAGCGUCCGCGGCGACGGCAGGCGGGAGCGCAAGGAGCGCAUUCAGCGCGACGAGAGGAAGAUGAGGAAGAACCAGCGCGACGCCGCGGGCAAGACGGGCAAGAGAGUCUGA
Messenger RNA from Trichoderma aggressivum f. europaeum, 597 nucleotides. RefSeq lists its product as uncharacterized. Gene Ontology annotation, cellular component: nucleus; preribosome, large subunit precursor; nucleolus. Gene Ontology annotation, molecular function: protein binding. The record is from RefSeq and is a predicted model, not a curated record. The transcript has a single exon. The coding region runs from base 1 to 597 and encodes 198 amino acids. Gene Ontology annotation, biological process: endonucleolytic cleavage in ITS1 to separate SSU-rRNA from 5.8S rRNA and LSU-rRNA from tricistronic rRNA transcript (SSU-rRNA, 5.8S rRNA, LSU-rRNA); ribosomal large subunit biogenesis; ribosome biogenesis. Lineage: Eukaryota; Fungi; Ascomycota; Sordariomycetes; Hypocreales; Hypocreaceae.